Messenger RNA from Vitrella brassicaformis, 1331 nucleotides. The record is from the annotation of a GenBank genome assembly. NCBI's taxonomy places the organism in Eukaryota, Vitrellaceae.
GCGCUGGCGUUAUUUGUAUCCAACAGACAGACAGACAGACAGACGGUUCAGUUCAACGCCAUCCGUCCAUUCCAUGCAUGGCAUGAAUGGAAUGUGUCCGUCCAUUCGUGUCGGCACCUCUGGCUGGGACGGAGGGCAUGAGCAGCCCCCUUGCCACCCACAGCCGUCACUCGCAGACACAGACACAUCCACCCACCACAUCAAUCCAAUGACACACAUGAUCAUAUGAUGUCACUGACACAAAACCCACAGACAGACAGACAGGCUAUACAUACAGUCAGGACGAAGAACACAUUGGCAACAUUCGACAGACAGAGUGCAAUAGCUUGGACCCGACCCCCCACGGAAUACCCCACCCCUGGUUGUGAUGUCACAGUCUACAGCAGUGCGAAAUACGGCAGGGGGCAGUCACCACGGAGAAAAUACGAGCUCAGAGCAAAGAACGAAUCCAUGUCAUGUGUGGCGGCACGGCAUGCAUAGGGCGAUAGAUGCGAUGACAGCGACGAUCCGUCGCUGCCCACCGCAUCACGGCCUUUAUCAUCCACCGAUCAAGUUGUAACGCUCACGCAGCUCAUCGAUCGUGGCAGCGACCAGCAACAAGUACGGGUCGUCGGGCGGCAGUAGCCUCUUCAGCCCCUUGAGAGUCUCCCAGCCUUCAUGCAGCGCCUCAGUUACUUUGCCCGCGCCCUGCAGCACCAACAUGCGAAGCACCUCUCUGCAUCAGUCACACACACACACACACACACACAGCGGCAGAUGACUGACUGACUGACUGACUCAUCCUCAAGGCGAUGUCUUAUCUGCCCACGGCUCCCACAUACGUUCUCAGUCGGGUGUUCUCGUCCUGUCCUGCCGAAUCGAUGACUCCCUUCAGCCCCUCGGCUGCCUCCAACCACCGCCGCCUUGCCAGAUUGUCUCCCACAUCUGCCAUUGGGCCGUCGCCCAGCCCGCCCCUUUGCUGAUAGAAAAACGCCUGGGCAUCGUCGAGCCUAUUUGCCGCACUCAGCGCCAGCAGAUGGUGCAAGAUCUUCAGGGAGUGUUGCGUGAUAGUGGGGCUCUCGACGACAACUGCUGUGCGAUGGGCAUGCACCCUGGAAGAGGCGGAAAGCGGCCGGGCUGCCAGAAACAGAGAGGAAGGAGAGGUAUGCAAUUGCUCUGUCUGUUGUGUAUGUGUCACUUACCGAAGGGUGGUUUGGCGUGACGAUGAACGGCAUCGAAUGCGGCAGCAACUGAAGAAUCCCACAGCAAGAUGAGGCAGAUUCGAAAGACAGCCAAUGCUCCAGCUAAGCUCAUCGGGUAAGAGGCUACACAUCAAAAAAGCUCAAAAAAAA